Lucilia cuprina (Australian sheep blowfly) is the source of this 5677-nucleotide messenger RNA. Its product is annotated as neural-cadherin. Gene Ontology annotation, biological process: homophilic cell-cell adhesion. The transcript is spliced from 12 exons. Lineage: Eukaryota; Metazoa; Arthropoda; Insecta; Diptera; Calliphoridae. Gene Ontology annotation, molecular function: calcium ion binding; cadherin binding. The record is from RefSeq and is a predicted model, not a curated record. Bases 1 to 5247 code for a protein of 1748 amino acids. Gene Ontology annotation, cellular component: plasma membrane; catenin complex.
AUGUUGUUCCGUAAUAACAGUAAUAAAAGCUUUAUUAAUUUUUCCCUUUUACUCUUUCUCUUCCCAAUAGUAACAAAAUUCAUACGUAUUGGCAUUGCGGAUAAAAACGAUAAUCCUCCCUAUUUCGAUAAGAGUUUAUAUGAAGCUGAAGUCGAUGAAAAUGAAGAUAUUCAGCAUACGGUAUUAACAGUAACUGCCAAAGAUCAUGAUGAAUCGUCUCGUAUACGUUAUGAAAUCACUAGCGGUAAUAUUGGUGGUGCUUUUGCUGUAAAAAAUAUGACUGGUGCUAUUUAUGUAGCUGGUGCUCUGGAUUAUGAAACACGCAGAAGGUAUGAGCUACGUUUAGCUGCUUCCGAUAAUUUAAAGGAAAACUAUACCACCGUCAUAAUACACGUCAAAGAUGUCAACGAUAAUCCGCCUGUGUUUGAAAGACCCACUUAUCGUACACAAAUCACCGAAGAAGAUGAUCGAAAUUUACCUAAACGUGUGCUACAGGUAACCGCAACUGAUGGUGACAAGGAUCGUCCACAGAAUAUUGUAUAUUUCUUGACAGGACAAGGUAUUGAUCCUGAUAAUCCAGCAAAUAGUAAAUUCGAUAUUAAUCGCACCACAGGAGAGAUAUUUGUAUUGAAGCCUCUCGAUCGUGAUCAACCCAACGGAAGACCCCAAUGGCGUUUUACAGUAUUUGCUCAGGACGAAGGUGGUGAAGGUCUAGUGGGUUACGCCGAUGUACAAGUCAAUCUCAAAGAUAUCAAUGAUAAUGCUCCCAUAUUCCCACAAGGUGUAUAUUUUGGAAAUGUAACUGAGAAUGGUACCGCUGGCAUGGUGGUAAUGACUAUGACCGCCGUAGACUAUGAUGAUCCUAAUGAAGGAUCCAACGCCAAGCUAGUGUAUUCUAUAGAGAAAAAUGUCAUAGAAGAAGAAACAGGAUCACCGAUAUUUGAAAUUGAACCGGAUACCGGUGUUAUAAAGACUGCAGUAUGUUGCUUAGAUCGUGAACGUACACCAGACUAUUCGAUACAAGUUGUGGCGAUGGAUGGAGGGGGUCUUAAGGGGACGGGGACGGCCUCAAUACGUGUUAAAGAUAUAAACGAUAUGCCGCCGCAAUUUACAAAAGAUGAAUGGUUUACGGAAGUGGACGAAACGGAUGGUACAACACUACCGGAAAUGCCAAUAUUAACGGUGACCGUACACGAUGAAGAUGAAACGAAUAAGUUUCAAUAUAAAGUUAUCGAUAACAGUGGUUAUGGUGCUGAUAAAUUUACCAUGGUGAGAAAUAAUGAUGGCACGGGUUCGCUGAAAAUAGUUCAACCUUUGGAUUAUGAGGAUCAAUUACAAUCGAAUGGUUUCCGCUUUAGAAUACAAGUCAAUGAUAAAGGAGAAGAUAACGAUAAUGACAAAUAUCAUGUAGCCUAUUCAUGGGUGGUAGUAAAGCUAAGGGAUAUCAAUGACAAUAAACCUCACUUUGAAAGAGCCAAUGUGGAGGUAUCGGUAUUUGAAGACACCAAAGUUGGCACUGAACUGGAGAAAUUCAAAGCCACUGAUCCCGAUCAGGGAGGACGCAGCAAGGUUUCCUAUUCUAUUGAUAGAUCUUCAGAUAGACAACGACAAUUUGCUAUCAAUCAAAAUGGUUCGGUAACAAUACAACGUUCUUUGGAUCGCGAGGUAGUGCCUAGACAUCAAGUGAAAAUUUUAGCCAUUGAUGAUGGUAGUCCACCUAAAACUGCUACCGCCACUUUAACGGUUAUAGUACAGGAUAUUAACGAUAACGCUCCCAAGUUUUUGAAAGACUAUCGUCCGGUAUUGCCGGAACAUGUGCCGCCACGCAAGGUUGUGGAAAUAUUGGCCACUGACGAUGAUGAUCGUUCGAAGAGCAAUGGUCCACCAUUCCAGUUCCGUUUGGAUCCCAGUGCUGAUGAUAUUAUUAGAGCUUCGUUUAAGGUUGAACAGGAUCAAAAGGGUGCUAAUGGUGAUGGUAUGGCUGUUAUUUCUUCCUUGAGAUCUUUCGAUAGAGAACAACAAAAAGAGUAUAUGAUUCCUAUUGUAAUUAAGGAUCAUGGUUCACCGGCCAUGACUGGCACCAGCACCUUAACCGUUAUUAUUGGUGAUGUUAAUGACAACAAAAUGCAACCUGGUUCUAAGGAUAUUUUUGCGUACAAUUAUCAAGGCCAGUCACCGGAUACUCAAAUUGGUCGUGUUUAUGUUUAUGAUCUGGAUGAUUGGGAUUUGCCUGAUAAGAAAUUCUAUUGGGAGUCACAAGAACAUCCUCGCUUUAAGUUGGAUGAGGAUUCGGGUAUGAUUACCAUGAGAGCUGGCACACGGGAGGGACGUUAUCAUUUGAGAUUUAAGGUUUAUGAUCGCAAACAUACCCAAACUGAUGUACCCGCCAAUGUUACCGUUACUGUUAGAGAAAUACCUCAUGAAGCUGUUAUUAACUCCGGUUCCGUAAGACUUUCCGGCAUAACCGAUGAAGAUUUUAUACGUGUAUGGAACUAUAGAACACAAUCUUUGAGUAGAUCGAAAAUGGAUAGAUUCCGUGAUAAAUUGGCAGAUCUUUUGAAUACCGAUCGUGAAAAUGUGGAUAUCUUUAGUGUUCAGCUUAAAAAGAAACAUCCUCCUCUAACGGAUGUCAGAUUUUCUGCUCAUGGUUCUCCUUAUUAUAAACCUGUACGACUAAAUGGUAUUGUGCUAAUGAACCGCGAGGAAAUAGAAAAGGAUGUGGGUAUUAACAUCACCAUGGUGGGCAUAGAUGAGUGUUUGUAUGAAAAUCAAAUGUGUGAGGGUUCCUGCACCAAUACUUUGGAUAUAAGUUCCCUUCCCUAUAUGGUAAAUGCCAAUAAAACUGCUUUAGUUGGUGUCAGGGUUGACACCUUGGCGGAAUGUACUUGUGGGGCUAGAAACUUCUCUAAACCUGAAAACUGCCGCAAUACUCCUUGUUAUAAUGGUGGUCGCUGUGUGGAUACCAGAUUUGGUCCUCAUUGUUCUUGCCCUGUAGGCUAUACUGGACCUAGAUGUCAACAAACAACCCGCAGUUUCCGUGGUAAUGGCUGGGCUUGGUAUCCACCUCUAGAAAUGUGUGAUGAUUCUCAUUUGAGUUUGGAGUUUAUAACACGCAAACCUGAUGGCUUGAUAAUUUACAAUGGGCCCAUUGUACCACCCGAACGUGAUGAAAUGUUAAUAUCAGACUUUAUAUCACUGGAAUUGGAGCGAGGCUAUCCUAGACUGUUAAUAGAUUUCGGUUCUGGUACCUUGGAGUUGCGCGUUAAAACCAAAAAGACUUUAGAUGAUGGUGAAUGGCAUCGUAUUGAUUUGUUCUGGGAUAGUGAAAAUAUACGCAUGGUAGUGGACUUCUGUAAAUCGGCCGAAAUUAGUGAAAUGGAAGAUGGUUCUUUACCUGAAUUCGAUGACAUGUCGUGUCAGGCUAGGGGAAAUAUACCACCCUUCAAUGAGUAUCUAAAUGUUAAUGCCCCACUACAAGUGGGCGGUUUGUAUCGUGAGCAAUUUGAUCCUUCCUUAUACUUCUGGCAUUAUACCCCUAUGGCUAAAGGUUUUGAUGGUUGUAUACGAAAUUUAGUGCACAAUUCAAAACUAUACGAUUUAGCUCAUCCUGGACUCUCACGCAAUAGUGUGGCCGGUUGCCCUCAAACUGAAGAGGUGUGCGCACAAUCUGAACAAACAGCCAGAUGUUGGGAACAUGGUAACUGCGUUGGUUCUCUCUCCGAAGCCAGAUGUCAGUGCCGGCCCGGCUGGACUGGUCCUGCAUGUAAUAUACCCACUAUACCUACCACAUUCAAGCAACAGAGUUAUGUUAAAUACGCCCUUAGUUUUGAACCCGACCGUUUCAGCACACAAAUUCAGUUACGUUUCCGUACACGAGAACAACACGGUGAACUAUUCCGUGUUAGUGAUCAGCAUAAUCGUGAAUAUGGCAUAUUAGAGAUUAAAGAUGCUCGUUUACACUUCCGUUAUAAUUUGAAUUCAUUGCGUACCGAAGAGAAGGAUUUAUGGCUUAAUGCAGUGGCUGUUGAUGAUGGCCAAUGGCAUGUGGUGCGUAUAAAUCGUUAUGGCUCGGCGGCAACAUUAGAGUUAGAUGGUGGUGAGGGCCGUCGUUAUAAUGAAACGUUUGAAUUUGUGGGCCAUCAGUGGCUAUUGGUUGAUAAACAGGAGGGCGUGUAUGCUGGUGGUAAAGCUGAGUACACGGGUGUUCGUACAUUUGAGGUUUAUGCUGACUAUCAAAAGAGUUGUUUGGAUGAUAUAAGUUGCGGCGAAGGACGUGUUAUGUCACCGGAUGCUAAAGGUUGUAUGGAUCGUAAUGAAUGUUUGGAUUUGCCCUGUUUAAAUGGGGCAACAUGUAUAAAUCUAGAGCCAAGACUGCGUUAUCGUUGUAUAUGUCCCGAUGGUUUCUGGGGCGAAAAUUGUGAAUUGGUGCAAGAAGGACAAACGUUAAAAUUAAGCAUGGGAGCAUUAGCAGCAAUAUUAGUCUGCUUGCUGAUCAUAUUAAGUGAAUGUCCUGCUGGUUUCAAAAUCUCUGGCAGUACAUGUGUCAAUGACAAUGAAUGUUUACUAUUUCCUUGUCGCAAUGGUGGUCGUUGUCGUGACUAUCAUCCGCCCAAAAAAUAUGAAUGUCAAUGUCCGAUGGGCUUUACGGGUAUGCAUUGUGAAUUGGAAUUAUUGGCAUCGGGUGUAUUGACACCGUCACGUGAUUUUAUAAUUGCUCUUGUUUUGUGUUCAGCAACAUUGAUACUUCUGGUGUUGGUAUUUGUUGUGUAUAAUCGUCGUCGUGAGGCGCAUAUUAAAUAUCCUGGACCAGAUGAUGAUGUACGCGAAAAUAUCAUUAACUAUGAUGACGAGGGUGGCGGUGAAGAUGAUAUGACUGCCUUUGAUAUAACACCGUUGCAGAUACCCAUUGGUGGUCCCAUGCCACCCGAAUUGGCCACAAUGAAAAUGCCAAUAAUGUAUCCUGUUAUGACAUUAAUGCCUGGCCAAGAGCCCAAUGUGGGCAUGUUUAUUGAGGAGCAUAAAAAACGUGCUGAUGGUGAUCCCAAUGCCCCGCCUUUUGAUGAUUUACGCAAUUAUGCUUAUGAGGGCGGUGGCAGUACAGCCGGUUCAUUAAGUUCGUUAGCUUCGGGUACUGACGAUGAAUGUCAAGAGUAUGACUAUUUAGGAGCCUGGGGACCCAGAUUCGAUAAACUAGCCAAUAUGUAUGGACCCGAUGCUAACAAUCAUACUACCGAUUUAGAAUUGUAAGUGAGUACACAGAGAGAAAAAAAAACAAACAAACUACUACCACACACAUAGAAAAAAAAAGCGAGAAACAAAGACAACAGUAACUAAAUAAAAUUGAAUUAAUCCCACAAAAUGAAGGCGAAACAAAUGAAGAAAGAAAUGAAACAAUUAAAAAUUUAAAUUCUAAAAUAAAAAAAAUGAAAAAAUUUCAUUAAACGAAAAUUAAUCUAAAGAAGAAACCAAAAAGCAAAAAACUCCAUAACAAGACAUACGAACAACACAAAACAAAAACUAACUAAAUAUAAAAGAAAAACAAUUUAAGAUUGCUAAGCAAGCUUUAAGAAGAAGAAAACAACCAAGGAAACGGAAAUAAGUAAAAGGAAAUUCGAAACCAAACAUGAAUAAGAAAUAAUUUCGAAAUUAAAACCUUAAAACAUAACUAACAAAAAAA